Molecule: messenger RNA, 1008 nt
Organism: Dothidotthia symphoricarpi CBS 119687
Lineage: Eukaryota; Fungi; Ascomycota; Dothideomycetes; Pleosporales; Dothidotthiaceae
Exons: 4
Coding region: 1-1008 (335 amino acids)
Cellular component (GO): cytoplasm
Molecular function (GO): aldehyde-lyase activity
Source: RefSeq, a predicted model, not a curated record
AUGGAAGCCAAACCCUACAGCGAGCAGCCACAACUGCAUGCAGAUGCCCCAUACCGUUCUGCUCAGCUCACAUACCCCGGUAAUUUGCGUCAAGCUCUGAAAGAUGCCAUGGCGGAUCCCAGCAAAGCACUGUUAGGAGUCGCUUCCGGGAUUCCCAGUACUUUCGUCACCAAGUUGCUAGCUUCCACCAAACCCGACUUCAUCUUCCUGGACGUUGAGCAUGGCAUGUUCAACCGCCUCGAACUGCAUGAUGCCAUACACGCCGCCCAGCACCAUUCUGAGGGAAAGACUAUGGUGAUCGUGCGAGUACCUAAGCACGAUGAGAUCUCCUUGUCAACUGCGCUCGAUGCUGGUGCUUCUGGGAUCGUAUUUCCGCACUGCGAAAGUGCGGAGGAAGUGAAGCAGUUAAUACAAAAGAUGUAUUAUGGCCCUAUUGGAAAGCGAUCGUUCAGCCCCUGGACCUUCACUCCAGGCAUCUCAGAUGCAUCGCUGUACCCAGAGGAUCCUUUCAAUCUUGCGACGUCAAACCAGCAUGUUUGCAUUUUCCCGCAAAUCGAGUCGGUAAAGGGCGUGGAGAACGUCGACGAGAUCGCAGCAGUGGAGGGCAUCCAUGGUCUGAUGUUUGGCAGCGGUGACUUUUCAAUUGAUGCGGGUCUCAUCACAGGAGACUUCUUCGUAAAGCCACCGCAUCCGACUCUGCUUGCGGCUCUAGCCAAGUUUGGAGCUGCAGCGGUGAAGAACAAUCUUCCAACUAUGAGUUUUGCCCUGAACACGGAAAUGGUUCCAAUGUUACUCCAGGGAGGAUACCGAAUCAUCGCCACUGCUGAUGCAUGGACUCUGACAAAAGCAAUUCACGGCUUCUUGCAACAGACGAGAGAAAUCACGAAACAGUUCGCGGAAACUGCCAGCGAGACUGCACAUGAAGAGUCUUCCAAGGAGACUUCCAAAGCGGAGACUAACGGAGAGAUCUUGACCAACGAGGGUAUAGAUGUAGAGGUCAAGGCGUAG